Messenger RNA from Malania oleifera, 3017 nucleotides. RefSeq names its product protein transport protein SEC23 D. Gene Ontology annotation, cellular component: COPII vesicle coat; endoplasmic reticulum exit site. Bases 194 to 2425 code for a protein of 743 amino acids. Gene Ontology annotation, molecular function: SNARE binding; zinc ion binding. The record is from RefSeq and is a predicted model, not a curated record. The transcript is spliced from 14 exons. Gene Ontology annotation, biological process: intracellular protein transport; endoplasmic reticulum to Golgi vesicle-mediated transport; COPII-coated vesicle cargo loading. Lineage: Eukaryota; Viridiplantae; Streptophyta; Magnoliopsida; Santalales; Ximeniaceae.
AAUGAGUUCUACCAAAAAGUAUUAACAAAAAAAAAAAGUGAAAAAUUUUCCAAGACCAACUGGGCGGGCGAGUCAGUCUGAGUCAUCGGGAGACCGAUUAAUUUCUCACUCCGCUGGACUUCCUGCCUCUCCGUCGGUAGCAAAUUCAUCCCAUUUCCUCACUGCAACAAACAAUCCAGGACUUCUCUCAGCCAUGGCGGUUAGGGCCACGGUAUCGCGGUUCCCCAUCGACCCCGACGCCCAGGAGAGCUCGGGCCUGCCGUGGGGGGUGACUGUGACGCCGUUCGCCGGCAAGGACGAGAACGGCGCGUCGCCAGCGUACGGAUCGGACGGUCACUUGCUUCCCCGGUGCGAGAAUUGCUGGGCCUACUUCAACACCUACUGCGACCUCGAUCAGUGGGCCUGGAACUGCUCCCUCUGCGGCACCCUAAAUGGUCUCUCCUCCCAGGCCAUCGCUCGCUACUCUCUUCCUCGGUCUUGCCCCGAGAUGAUGUCUUCUUUCAUCGAUCUCGAAUUGCCUGUGGAAGGAGCCGAAAAGGAAGCAAUGUUGGCUCGACCCGUUUAUGUUGCAGCAAUUGAUUUGUCCUCCUCAGAGGAGUUUUUGGAACUCACAAAAAGUGCUUUGUUAGCGGCUUUGGAAGCUCUUGGCCCUGGAUCUUUGUUUGGGUUUGCUACAUUUAGCCACAAAAUGGGGUUAUAUGAUGUUCAAGGGCCUGUACCUGUUGUAAAGAAUGUGUUCAUCCACGCUGAUUCAGAGGGCACCCAACCCAUUGAGCUUGAAGAUGUCAUGCCUUUGUCAUCUUUCUUGGCUCCAGUUGAAACUUGUAAGGAUCGCAUUGUAUCUGCCCUUGAAACACUAAAGCCAACUACUUCUUGGGAAAGAACUGCAGCUCCAAGUCAAGGACUGGAUGGUGUUUUGCUGGGUGGGCGAGGAUUUGGAGUGGCAAUGGAAGCUCUUUUCAGUUACCUAGGUUCAGAAUAUGGAAACACAUUUGCCUUGGCUCGGGUAUUUGCAUUCCUUUCUGGUCCUCCUGAUUAUGGAGCUGGGCAACUAGACACUAGGCGAUAUGGUGAGCAAUAUGCUAGUAAGGGAGAGGAUGCAGACCGUGCUUUACUCCCUGAACAGACACCUUUCUACAAAGAGCUGGCUGCUGUUGCUGUUCAAGCAGGUGUUUGUGUGGAUAUAUUUGCUGUUACAAAUGAGUACACAGAUUUGGCCUCUCUGAAGUUUCUUAGCAUUGAGAGUGGAGGCAUGUUAUUUUUGUAUUCAAGUACAGAAGAUUCAACACUCCCUCAGGACAUGUAUCGCAUGUUAAGUCGUCCAUAUGCCUUUGGCUGUAUACUGCGAUUGAGGACGUCUUCUGAAUUUAAACCUGGCCAUUCUUAUGGUCAUUUUUUCCCGGAUCCACAGUAUGAAAAUGUUCAACACAUUAUAUGUUGUGAUUCUUAUGCUACUUAUGCUUAUGACUUUGACUUUGCGAACACUGUUGGGUUUUCCAGGCACACCUCAGAACCUCCAAUGUUACAGAUUGCAUUUCAAUACACGGUUGUUGUACCUCCUGAAGAACUCUCUAAUUCAGGAUCAAUUUCUGCAAGUAGGUCCAAGCACUCCCUCCAACGACGGCUAAGAAUUCGUACUCUGCAAUUUGCAAGUGCUCAAAACAUCAAUGAACUUUAUGACAGUGUCGAUCCUGAAGUGGUUCUAUCAUUACUCAUUCACAAGGUUAUAUUAGGCUCUUUGGAGCAAGGAGUGCGAGAGGGCAGGAUGUUGCUUCAUGAUUGGCUAGUGAUUCUCACAGCUCAGUAUAAUGAUGCUUACAGACUUGUGCAGUACAAUAAUGGAAGUUCAACUUCUCAAAUAGAUGUGGCAUUUUCGCAAUGCCCACAACUGCAACCUUUACCGCGUCUAGUUUUUGCUUUGCUUCGCAGCCCUCUUCUCCGCUUACAUGAAGAAGGUGUACACCCUGAUUACCGUAUCUACCUACAAUGUCUUUUCAGUGCCUUAGAACCAAGUUCACUACAUCGUGCAAUUUAUCCAGUGCUGACAUCAUAUACUACUCCUGAUAAACAAGCAUAUCCACGCCACUCUCUGAGUCGUGCUGCACUGAUUACUAGUGGCAGUCCAAUAUUUUUCCUGGAUGCAUUUACUACUCUCAUUGUUUUUUAUUCUUCAACAGCAGAGGCUACCCUCCCCUUUCCUCCACCCCAGGAUUGUUUAUUGCGGAUUUCUAUUAACGAACUGAAGCGAGAGCGAAGUAUCACUCCUAAACUUAUUUUUAUCCGAGCAGGACAGGAUGACGCGACACCAUUUGAGAACUAUCUUAUUGAGGAACAAGAUGUUGAUGGAAGUGGCCUCAGUAGUGUCAUGGGGUUUGUUUCCUUCCUCGAGGAUGUCACCCAGAGUGUGUUGGAAUACAUGAAAUAGAACUCUGAUAGCGGAUCCCAUACCUUGCACACUGUUGAUUACCCAAAAUGGUUUUGGUUAAUUGGGUGUGGUUAAAUCGAGGGAGUGUUUUGGUAUGAGCUUCUUGUAUGCUUUGGGCUCUAGCAUAAUGGAUAAAGUGGUGAUUUGUCCUCAAAAUGCACUCAGUUUUUACAGGUUGGAUGUUGGAAGCUCCUCUUAGGCGCAAUCUAUAGUUCUACACUAAUAUGAGCAACAAAGUUGCAGGCAUUGAUCUGCUGCUCCAUGUUUUUGGGUAAAAUCAAUACAGGCGAAUCAAAUUGCUCAAAGAGCUGCUACAAUUACAAAUUUCAGCCAUUUGCCCUUGUUUCCUGAGAAUACAUGUUAAGAGAUGGGGAAUAAUUGAUACCUUUUUGGCAAUUGAAUGUAGGAUUUGAAUUGUUUCUGUUUUGGAAUCCACAUGGAUGGCUCUGGUUCUUGUACCUGAAGAUGAGCUUUCAAACCCUUGUUCACCCGUCAGUUUUAUUUUAUUUUAUUUUUCCAGUUGUACAAAUUCAACCUGCUUUAGAGGAAUUCAUUAAGCUACUUUUGGGAGGUUUUCUUUUCCCUUUUGCUA